AUGAUCUGCUUCUGUCAAGCGCUACACAAGGUACUGGGUGUGGCUUAUAACCAGAGGCAGCUAUGUGUAAAGAGAAACAGUGGCAGUGGUAAAAAGCACUAUAGUAGCAGCAGUAGCACUGGUAGCAGCAGUAGCGCUGGUAACAGCAGUAGCAGUAGCACUGGUAGCAGCAGUAGCACUGGUAGCGCUGGUAGCAACAGUAGCACUGGUAGCACUGGUAGCACUGGUAGCAGCAGUAGCGCUGGUAACAGCAGUAGCACUGGUAGCACUGGUAGCAGCAGUAGCGCUGGUAACAGUAGUAGCACUGGUAGCACUGGUAGCAGCAGUAACGCUGGUAGCAACAGUAGCACUGGUAGCACUAGUAGCAGCAGUAGCACUGGUAGCGCUGGUAGCACUAGUAGCACUAGUAGCACUAGUAGCAGCAGUAGCACUGGUAGCGCUGGUAGCACUGGUAGCAGCAGUAGCACUGGUAGCACUGGUAGCACUAGUAGCACUAGUAGCAGCAGUAGCACUGGUAGCACUAGUAGCACUGAUAGCUCUGGUAGCAACAGUGGCGCUGGUAGUACUGGUAGCAGCAGUAGCACUGGUAGCACUGGUAGCACUAGUAGCACUAUAGUAGCACUGGUAGCACUAGUAGCAGCAGUAGCGCUGGUAGCAGCAGUAGCACUGGUAGCUCUGGUAGCAGCAGUAUCACUGGUAGCAGCUGGUAGCAGCAGCAGUCUAGCGCUGGUAGCAGAAGUAGCACUAUAGUAGCAGGCUAGCAGUAGCACUAUAAUAGCACUGAAUGCAUGGUAGCGCUGGUAGCACUAUAAUUAUAGUAGCUAUAAUUAUAAGUAUCUUUAAUAUUUCUACUUGUGCAUGCACAGUUAUCGACAUAUACAUUUCUAUAAUACUGGUUUUCCAAGGAGGAUGCAUCGAUCGCUAAAAGGAGGACCUCACAUUCAUCAAUAAUUGGUGUUAACUUUGUGAACUGCCAAGAAAUUACUUGGCCAAUACCGUUGAUGAAUUGUAUUGCAACACCCAUCUUCAAUAAUAAUAAUUAUAAUAAUAAGUUACUUUAAACGUGUGGUCGAUACUAAUGGAUGCAUCAGCAUAUACAUAAACCCACCUGUGUUCAGCAAAGUUUAGCAUUUUAAUGGAGUAAAUCAUGUAUUUGCUGGGACAUGCAUGGUCCACCUGACAUACAAUUGACCACAUGUAGCUCUGGAUUCAUGAUAAUUAUGGUAUAGAACCCUAGCGUCGAACCAGGCCGCUUUGCGCUUUUCCCUGCGGCCUGGAAUCGAGGCUAAGCUAACCCCUGACAGGCUGGAAGUUGUAUGUGCCAGUGUCAGGUAUGUGUUGACAUGUAUUGUGGUGAGGCUGUGUGUGGGAUUUACUACUAUAGUGGUUGGCUUUAUCAAGUGUUAAAUUGCUAAAUGUGGUAAAAAGCAUCACACCAUUCCUAUAAAUUACAGCAGAUACUGUGUUUUGCAAGUUGCUUGUCGUUGUGCACAGUAAAUGGGCGUUGCUAUCAUCAUAGUACUACUGAGUCUAGUAAAGUGAACGUGUCUAUUCAGCAAAAAAAAUUAAUUUGCUAACUUAGUUAGCUAAGCUGUUAUAGUGUAUAUGCACAUGCAGUACUCUGUUGACUUGCUAUACUUCUGUUGAUUUGAGCCAGUAUGGCAGUUGUUUUAGUUAUAGAAGUGCACUAAAAGAGCAGGUAGAAAUUAGAGGACAUAGAGGAAAGUUAUGAGUCAGCACAUUCCUGAUUAAAUCUAGUAACCACAGUAGUACUAUAGACAACGCCCAUUUACUGUGCACAAUGACAAGCAACUUGCAAAACACAGUAUACUGUAACAGUUGUCCAUGCAUCAUUUUCAGCCUAGAAGAAGGUGGUUUUUUUUUGCUAUCAUCAUGCUCAGGACAACUGUUACACAGUAGAUUGCACUUGCAACAGGAUUGUUUAAUUUUAUUCCUCCCUGGAUGAAAGUUCACCCCAUGACAUGCACUAUAAGUAUAGCAACUUUUUUACUGAAUAAUGGUAACAACUUUUAACUCGAACCUCAGAUCUACUUCUAAAGCAUAGGUUGAGCGUUCCUUAUAUGGAAUACCACAGAUAAGCUAAGGUGCAAACUGCAAAGCCAUUCCUUAUAAUUAUGUAUAUACAUCUAUAUUACCGGUAAUAAUAAUUACGGCUUGCCUAAAUGGCGCUACCAUUUUAGUUUGGCCUAAUAAAAUUCUUAUACAGUGCAUCCAGCUUAGAGAGUAGAUUACCACAAAUUUGUGAGUAGCUGUACUUAAAUGUAAAUAUCUUUUGAUCAGAACAUUUCUAGAAAUGGUGUUGAUACCAAUGUGUAGGUGAAUGACCAAGCUACAACAUACUCAAAAACGUUUCCAUGGAAACAUAAGGUGGUGGGUUUGUGGUGAUUAAUAGAACAACAGCAAAUUGUUACAGUGGGUAAUCGGUUAGAGUAAUAAAACAGUAAUCUUGUACAGCUAAGGUCCUAGACUUCAUCACAUAAUUGUUCAAUGGUUUAGGUGUCCUGACCAUCCCUUUAUGGGUCUUACAUAUGUUCACAGUGUUUAUAAUUCAUGAUUUACUGGUUUUCAGGUACACUUUUGGUUAGAGUAAUAACUUCUGAAAAAUUAAUAGCUUAGCUUUCAAAUUUCUGUAGUAAGUUUACAGAUAAAUG
Messenger RNA from Halichondria panicea, 2672 nucleotides. RefSeq lists its product as uncharacterized. The record is from RefSeq and is a predicted model, not a curated record. Lineage: Eukaryota; Metazoa; Porifera; Demospongiae; Suberitida; Halichondriidae. Bases 1 to 750 code for a protein of 249 amino acids. The transcript is spliced from 3 exons.